Messenger RNA from Striga hermonthica, 603 nucleotides. Lineage: Eukaryota; Viridiplantae; Streptophyta; Magnoliopsida; Lamiales; Orobanchaceae. The record is from the annotation of a GenBank genome assembly.
AUGCGGUGUUGUCUAACGAGUGCCGGACUCUUGUGGAUGAAAGAUGGUUUCAUCUCGUUGAAGAUUAAUUUGGAACAAUUUAAUAGCUAUCCUUGGGGGAACUUGUCGUACGAGUACACCGUAAAGUUGUUCAAACGAAAAACUCUCGGUAUUAAAAAGAAUAUAAAUGCGAUAAAGUAUUCUCUGCAUGGAUUUCCCCUCGCUAUCAUGGUUUGGGCAUUUGACGCACUGCCUGAGCUUAGAAGAAAAUAUGCUCAAACUUAUGGUAGUGGCAGACUUCCGAGAAUGAUGUCUUGGAAAAUGAGUAAACAAUGGCGAAGCGAGCAAAUUAGUAUGUUUUUCAACGCGUCGGAGGAAUUCGGUAUAACCGAGGAAGAAGCAAUUGUCCCUAAAGAAGAAGAAGAAGAAGAAGAAGAAGAAGAAGAAGAAGAAGAAGAAGAAGAAGAAGAAGAGGAUAAGGAUGAGGAGGAUGAGGAAGAGGAGGAGAUGAGAAUAUUUUCUGAGCAAAUGGAGAUGAAGAUGGAGAUGAAGAUGGAGAUGAAGAUGGACCGAAUGGAGAUGAAGAUGGAGACUAAGAUGAACAAAUUGUUUGACCGAAUAUAA